GUUAAACGAGCCAGUGAGGGAGGAGGGGGCCGGCCGCACGCGCCUGCCUGCCUGCCUGCGAGUGAGCAAGCGCGCCGCCACCCAGCGAGGCAGUUGGACGCGCCGCGCGCUCUUCGCGGAGCGCGAGUCGGAAGUCUUUUAGCUAUGUUGUCCUGAACCUGUAGUCUCUGACCUUCCACUUGUUGAUGAUUGCUUCAUUGGCUUUCUAAAGAGACAUUAGAAGAUGAAUAAUCUUUCAUUUAGUGAACUGUGCUGCCUAUUCUGUUGUCCACCAUGUCCUGGAAAAAUUGCUUCCAAACUGGCAUUUUUGCCCCCAGACCCUACAUAUACUCUGAUGUGUGAUGAAAGUGGGAGUCGCUGGACUCUUCAUCUUUCUGAACGAGCAGACUGGCAAUACUCUUCUAGAGAAAAAGAUGCCAUUGAAUGUUUCAUGACUAGAACCAGCAAAGGUAACCGGAUUGCCUGUAUGUUUGUGCGUUGUUCCCCUAACGCCAAGUAUACUUUGCUCUUCUCGCAUGGAAAUGCUGUUGACUUGGGUCAGAUGAGCAGCUUUUACAUAGGACUUGGUUCACGGAUUAAUUGCAACAUAUUUUCAUAUGAUUAUUCUGGAUAUGGAGCAAGUUCUGGAAAACCAACUGAGAAGAAUUUGUAUGCUGACAUCGAUGCUGCUUGGGUAGCACUUAGAACAAGGUAUGGAAUACGCCCUGAAAAUGUGAUUAUAUAUGGCCAAAGCAUAGGAACAGUACCAUCUGUGGAUCUUGCUGCUCGUUAUGAAAGUGCUGCUGUAAUUCUUCAUUCUCCUCUGACCUCAGGAAUGCGAGUAGCUUUCCCUGAUACUAAGAAGACCUACUGCUUUGAUGCAUUCCCAAACAUUGACAAGAUCUCUAAAAUAACAUCUCCAGUGUUAAUAAUCCAUGGGACUGAAGAUGAAGUGAUUGACUUUUCGCAUGGCCUAGCGUUAUUUGAGCGCUGCCAAAGACCUGUGGAACCACUGUGGGUAGAAGGAGCAGGGCAUAAUGAUGUUGAGCUUUACGGACAAUAUCUUGAAAGAUUAAAACAGUUUGUAUCACAGGAACUGGUGAAUUUGUAAAUUGCUUUAUAUAGUUAGUUGCUGUUGAAUUUUGUUGCACAACUGCACAACUUGCUAACCACAGCAUAAAACCUGAUGGAUUUGUUUUCAAAUCGGGUCAGUUGCCUUCAUAAAUGUACAGGUAAUGAUUUGUAAACACAAUUAAUGAAGGUUUAAUACCAGUACUAACUGGAACAACAGAUGAUGAAGACGAGCUUGUGCAGUUCAUAUAUUUUGUGCAAGUUUUCGUAGACUAAACAAGUCAAUUUGCAAGUUUUCUUAAGAUGUAAAAAAAAAUCAUAGGGAGGAAAAUGAAAUUUUAAUUAUGUAAAAUCACAUGCUGUAAGUGUUGCCAAAUGCUUUAGCAUAUCAGAAGUUUAUAUACAAUAUUUUUUAAAACAUCUCAAAGUGUACUGUGACUUAUUCUGUUGCACAGGUGUAAUUGAAGCAAUUGUAAAGUACAAAUAGCCAUUACAUUUGAAGGAAUAAGAAAGAAGAAUGAAACUGACUACUGGAAUUUACAGGCCCUGUUAUAUAGGGAGCAAGUUCAAACAAGUGUGUUAUUACCUUUCAUGUCUUUAUUCUCUCUUCCUGGAUGAUUAAUGGCCAAAAAAAGCCUAUUUGGCCAUUCAUGUUGCUCUACAAAAACAAAGGCACAACAUAUAGAUUCUCUUAUAACCAGUCCUAGUAACAAGGUCCGUAUUAAAGCAACUAAAUAUAGUACUACAUAUGGUUUCUCUGAAAUCAGUAUGAUAUGUAAAGAUCUUUGUAUGUGGCCAUCUUGAAAUGAUCAUGUAAAGUAGAAGAACUUAACAAAUAACCCUAAUAUGUAUCUGAUUUUUAUACUGGCAAACAUGCAAAGUUGCAGUUGUCAUUUCAAAUUUGAUUUGAAGGUUGUAAGUGUAGAACUAACUGUUUCAGUUAUUAUGAGAAUUCUGCUAAUGUACUCCUAUAUAGUGAAACGAAUGUUGACAAUUAACUCAUAGUAAAAUAAGUUGCCUUUCCCUUGAAUAAAUUUUGCUUGAAUAAACUAGACCUAAAAUGUAGCCUAAUUUGUAAACAAAUUAAUUCUUCAAUACACACUGUGCUUCUAAUUUUAAAGCCUUACAUAGUUUGCUUGUUCUGCUAGUUUUUGUGAUUGUCCAAGAAUAUUGUAUAAUGUAUUAUGUAUUGUGAAUACUUAGGUUCUGAUGUGUUAAGCUCAAAUAAGAGAAAUUCCACACACUUAAAAUGAGUCUCUUCCAAACUAGUCUAUUCUAUGUGACAAGGGGGAAAAAAGCUAGAAUAGCACAAUUCCCAACGUGACAAGACAAUUCUGCCAAAAUCUGCAGCUUCCAUUAUCCUGACCUUUCUUUUCUUCAUUUUCAUCAUUCACUUCUACUUUAGACAGUCACCUUGAUCCAAGGCAUUCUGUUAGUCUGUACUUUGCUUAAAUGAAGUAAGUCAUGCUGGCUUCUAAUUAGAGAUCUGGAUAGCUUUUAUGUCUUAAUAAAUGAAGGACUGAACAUAUUAAGGGGGAAACCACUUGGAGGUUGUCAUAGUUGCUAUAUUUAAAUGUAAUGCCAAAACUCAAUUGAAAUGUGAUAAUAUAGUUACACAUUUGUACACUUCUCCAUGUACAGGCAAAAGUGCUGCCAUGAUCACAAUAGCUAUAGGCAGUUUUCCCUGUAUUGUCCAGGUUACACAGAGUUUUUUCCCCGUGGCAAAAUUGGCUACACAGGUAGGGCUGGGUUGUGUGGGGAGGAAAGGCAACCAGUUUACAUCUGGAGUUGUAUUGAUAAAUACAGCUUUCUAUUAUUGCUGAUCAAAAGCACCCUCACUGUAUUUUUUACAUGUGCUUGUAUGCGUGCACUCUCAAGGUAGAUACCUUUAUGGUUCCAUUUUUGUUAAAUACAUUAAGGCCACGAAUUGGCAAUGUGUGUACCAGCUUUGCUUCACACUUCAAAACAGUUUGAUCUAGGAAAAAUUACUUGGCAUAUGAUAUUAAGUGCCUGUGUCAAUUUUGGUGGCUUCUAAUAGAGCAAAAAUAUGCAUACAUCCAUAACAGUAUGACUCUUUGAAAGUGUAACUGAACUUAUUGGGGUUAUCUUAUAGGGUACACAUGAAUUUUUUAUAGGUUUAAUCUCUACACAAGAAGAGAUUCUCAUGCCCUAUUCUACAGUACUAAAGCAGCAAGUUUAUUAUCCUUAAUGGAAGAAGGAACCUGUUUAGUCCGUACUUCACUCCGCUAUUUAAUAAUUUGGAGGGAACAAUGCCUAUAUCUUCAAAUAUCAACUUUCUGCUUGCAAAGUGGCAUCCCUGGAACACUGAACUUACUGUGAGCCAGAUGCCAUGUUGGUAACAAGAAGGGGAAACUGGCCAGAUUAAUUGCUGGGACUGGAAACAUUAACUGUCUACUUCUAGAUCAAAUCAUUACAAGAUUUUUAGAAGUGUCCAUUCUUUGUUUACUGUUUUUCAUGAACAACUCAAAAUAUUAAUAAUUGUACACUUAAAAGCGGUUCCUACAUAAAUCCUCUUAAUUCCAGUGCUGGCCCAUAUUGUCCUUCACGUAAGUUUGGGCUAUAACUUCAUUUUUAGGUAAUGGUGUCUUCAUUUUUUAGAAACAUUUUCUUAAGUAGCUAAAUACCUGCUGUAAGAGGGGGGCUGAGGAUAGAAGCUAUAUUAUUCCUCUGUACUUGAAAUGUGAAAUUCCACUUUGUGUUUGGAUGAGACAAAAUCAUGUGCUGACUGCUUGUAAAUUCACUGUAGGGCAGCUGCAACUAUGUGGUUCAUCUUUAACUUGAGCUUGUGUGACUUUUAUUAUCCACACACAAAUGUACACUUCAGAUUGUGGCUGUGGAAAAAUGAGAGAGUUUGCCUCCCUAUGUGAGUUGAGGCUGCAGACAACCAGCUGUAGUCAUGGUUGGUUGUCUUGCAGUGAGUUUACAUGUGGCUGCUAUGUGAUGUAUUCAUCUGUAUCUACUCUGGAGGAUUUUGUGUGAAUAGUGGCCCAUUUUGUUACUGGCCAGUAAAGGGGCAGGCUUCAGGCUGCAGCCUGGGGGUGUGAUCAUAAUUGCUAAUGGAUAAGGCUAGAAUAGCAUGCAACUUGUUCCUUUUUAUGUGUAGAAACACACCGAAUGUUGCCUUGUGUCUAGUUCCUUACUCCUUUUGACUGACAUAGCUCAUAUGUUGAGCACAUUAGCUUCUGUAGAUUGGGGGAAUGUUGAUUCCAUCUAGUAAUUGAGGCUACCAAAAUACUAAACCUAUUUGAGAAAACAAGACAAAACUAUGUUUUGAUUAGUAGAAUCAAAUUGUUUUAAAUCUAGUUUUGCAGAUAACUUUUAGGAGGAGGUGGGUGAAGAAACCCUCCCCCUUUCUUUGUUUAAGAGAGGUCGUUUCUUCUGUCAAGAGGUAAGUAUGACUUCUAAUCCAUUUUCCUUACAGUAGUACUCGGUAUGGGUGUUAAAACCAAGUCCUGCUAAUUCCCAGCAUUACCUCCACAACACCAGGUAUGAUCUGAUGCUGAUUCUUAACUGAGACUUCUUCUUAUAGGGCUACUAGUGAGCAAUCUGGUAAAUGGAGAUAAUCACUGUCUCAGGUGAGAAGCCAUUGACCCAGAGAGGCUUGCCACCUUAUUUUGGACUGGUGCUAAAAAAAAAACCUGCAGUGAGGGAGGAAGCAGCAUGGAUUAUAGACUGAACUGCUUUUCACUUCUUUGAAGCAUCAAGCUGGGCAACACUAAUACUCAUAGUUUCGGGGAAAUAAAGGCAUGCUAUCAAUUUGAAUUCUGCAGCCUGAAAGCGAAAUGGUCACAUACAAUCUGGUUUCAGGCUGAGAACUACCUCAAAUUAUUCGGGUUACUUAGAGAUAUUUUGGACCCCAGCAGAAGGAAAUGUGUUAAAGUUAUGGAUGUUGCAUUAUUACAGAAUCUAAACCAUAAUUUUUCCAUGAACAAUACAAGAAAUUAUCCAAAAUAGCAGCUACUUGCAUUGAGUUAAAGGUAAAAGAUUUUAAUGUGUUUACCAGCUGUGGGCUAACUUAUUUGCCUGUGUUCUUUCCUUUCUUGUUAAGAUUUGGAUCAAUAGUUAAGUCAGACCUAAGCUUUAUUCACUGUUAACUCUGUACAAAACGUCCGCUGAUAAUUGUACAUUAAAACAAUUCAAAUAAAGCCCAGCUUUUAACUAGA
Messenger RNA from Hemicordylus capensis (graceful crag lizard), 5234 nucleotides. It is a transcript of the gene ABHD17B, whose product is annotated as abhydrolase domain containing 17B, depalmitoylase. Gene Ontology annotation, molecular function: palmitoyl-(protein) hydrolase activity. Gene Ontology annotation, biological process: protein depalmitoylation. NCBI's taxonomy places the organism in Eukaryota, Metazoa, Chordata, Lepidosauria, Squamata, Cordylidae. Gene Ontology annotation, cellular component: endosome membrane; plasma membrane. The transcript is spliced from 5 exons. Bases 224 to 1090 code for a protein of 288 amino acids. The record is from RefSeq and is a predicted model, not a curated record.